ACAUGCAGUCGAAGUGAAUCUGUCAUUUCGUUGCAUUUCAUUUCGGCUCAAACCACCGGUCUUUCGCUUCUCCGUAUUGUUUUUGUUAUUUAAAUAUUAUUUAGUCCUAAUUAAAUUAAAGUACAAUGUCAUGGAGUGCCUUAAAGUCGUUGGGGAUAAGCCAGCUCGCUUUGGCCGUGACGUUCAUCGCGACGGGAAUAGUGGUCAACUUUUUUCAAGCAGUCAUCUACCUGACGAUUCGACCCUGGGAUGCAACCCUCUUCAGGAAGAUUAACUACUAUUUGACAUACGUGUUCAAUGCGCAUAUUGUCUUCCUGGUGGAAUGGUGGUCUGGGACGAAGGCCGUGAUGUACGCUGAUAAGGACGAGGUUACCAAAUUCUUCGGAAAAGAACACGCCGUGCUGGUUGCAAAUCAUGGAUGCGAAGUGGACUGGCUGAUGGGGUGGACGAUCGGGGAGAGGGUGGGAAUCCUUGGGAACGCUCGCUCCUAUAUCAAACGAAUCCUCCAAUACGCCCCGGUUCUCGGGUGGUCCUGGAAAUUUCAAGAGUUUGUCAUGCUGGAUCGAAAUUGGGAACAAGACAAGAAAAACAUUGGUCCUCAACUUCGAAUCCUCGCCUCUUACCCGGACCCAAUUUGGCUGACCUUGUUCGCCGAAGGGACCCGCUUUACGGAGGAAAAGUACCUCGCCAGUGUCAAGGUGGCCAAGGAGAAGGGACUCCAACCCUUAUUGCACCACCUCCUCCCACGGACGAGAGGCUUUGUCGCGUCCGUUCCACACCUCAAAGGAAAAGUGGCCGCUAUUUAUGACGUAGUCGUUGCAGUUGAUAAAAAUAGUCAACAUGAGCCUUCCGUGUUUUCCAUGCUGAAGGGCAGAGAGGUAAAGACGGUCCUGCUCUUCAGGCGAAUUCCACUCGAACAAGUGCCUGACGACGAAAAAGAGGCUGGUGCCUGGUUGCAUAAGCUUUUUCAAGAAAAGGACAAGGUGCUCGACAAUUACGUCAAAUAUGGAGAAUUUAUCCCCGCAAAAGACAAAAAUCGAGAGGAAUACGCUUCUUACAAAAAUUUCACCACUUUCGAAAUCCCUCGAAGACCGUAUACCUUGCUCAAUUCGUGCUUCUGGUUGGCAGCCGUGCUAAUUCCGCUGGUGUAUUAUCUCUGCCAAAUUGUUAUGUCGGGUGAUGUCGGAAGAAUUUCUGUGGUGGCUGGACUUAUCGGAGCAGCUCACUUUGGAUUCAGCAAACUUAUCGGCCUAGCCAAGGUCAGUACUGGUUCAAAAUAUGGUUCCGUCGAGCUGGAUGGACAAUCUGGGUUAAACAAGCACAAAACGAGAUAGAUAAGUAUAUAUCUAUGUAUGUGUGUAGAGUUGGUUGUGUAUUAUGACUCGUAGAACAAUUAAAAAAUGUGAUUAUGUAUUAUAUACUUGCUGUAUUCCGGUGGAUAAUUCACUAACUUCUUAUGCAAUACGACUGAAAUACAAUAUUUAUAGUACAAUAAAUACGUACAAUGAAUCGAAUAC
Folsomia candida is the source of this 1517-nucleotide messenger RNA. RefSeq names its product 1-acyl-sn-glycerol-3-phosphate acyltransferase gamma. Gene Ontology annotation, cellular component: endomembrane system. The record is from RefSeq and is a predicted model, not a curated record. Gene Ontology annotation, molecular function: 1-acylglycerol-3-phosphate O-acyltransferase activity. The coding region runs from base 126 to 1334 and encodes 402 amino acids. The transcript is spliced from 6 exons. Lineage: Eukaryota; Metazoa; Arthropoda; Collembola; Entomobryomorpha; Isotomidae.